This is a messenger RNA of Tremella mesenterica DSM 1558, 3442 nucleotides long. RefSeq lists its product as uncharacterized. Gene Ontology annotation, molecular function: ubiquitin binding. The transcript is spliced from 6 exons. Lineage: Eukaryota; Fungi; Basidiomycota; Tremellomycetes; Tremellales; Tremellaceae. The record is from RefSeq and is a predicted model, not a curated record. Gene Ontology annotation, cellular component: cytoplasm; nucleus. The coding region runs from base 227 to 3049 and encodes 940 amino acids.
UCAUUCAUCUUUCACUCACCCCCUUUUCUUCAUCUCCCACCUUAUAAGUCUUGUACUCACACGAAGCCUCUCAUCAUAGGCAACAAGGCUUCCACAGACACUUUCACUCCUCCGUGACUUUCAACAGAAAGAGCUCACAUAGCUGUCUGCACCUUCAUCUCAUACCUCCUUUCGUCUCUUCCUAUCAACCUGACCCGCGACCAGAAACGAUUCUCAUCAAAACACCAUGUCGGCCGUAGACGAGCUGGCGAGAAAGUACCACUCGCAGAUUGGGCAGCUGCAAGGUCUCUUUCCCUCUUGGGAUGAAGGUGACCUGGCCUUCACGCUACAAGACGCCAAGGGAAACGUGGAGGAAGCGGCAUUGAUGAUCACCGAAGGCCGAGCGUCCCAGUUCACCCAGGCGACUUCGCGGAAGAAGAGUUCCAAGCCCGCCACUAAGGAUGUACCCUCAUCCAAGGCUCACACCAACAGAAAUGCUGACUCUGGCGGGUGGGAAGCCGUCAAUGGAGAUGUUGAAGGCCGAGCUGGUCGUGGCGGACGUGGUGGCCGAGGUGGACGUGGCGGUCGAGGUGGUCGAGGCGGCGAACCGUUUCGAGGCGCAAGAGGAGGUCGAGGUGGUGCCCGAGGUCGAGGCGGAUUCACCAAUGCGAAUGGCAAAAGCAAGGACUUGCCUACGACCACAGCAACUACCACGGAAGGAUGGGCGAAUCAAGUCGCACAAGCUACCUCUGAGGGUGCGGACGAGAACGGUUGGAGUGAAGCUCCCCUCGUGGACUCCAAAAUCGAUGGCGGUUGGGGAGAAGGCGAGGAUGAUUUAGCUCCUGCUGCUGCCAGCAAGGCGGACGAUUUCUCAGCAGCUGGUGGUCUGGGUGAUGCUCCGGCCAGAAACGAGCUCGAGAAGGCUGCGGCGCGAGGGGGAUCGAGCUGGCAAGAAACUAUCAAACGACCUGUUCAAGUGGCUCCUCCUACGGUGCCUCCCGCCCCGGCUCCAGCGGUCAAGAAGACUUGGGCUCAGAUCGCAAAGCCUGCCGAGAAACCCAAGCCCGUACCUCCCCCUGCUCCAGCGCCUAUACCUGCGGAACCUGUCAAGCAGGAUGUCACGUCAGACGAGCCAGUGGCACAAGACGAUGUCGAAGUACCCGUAGAGAUAGUCGAAGAAACUGUCACUCUGGAAGUAGAAGGAUGGGGAGAUGCUCCUGCUCAAUCCGAGUUCGAUGCCGCUGCCGCAGUCACUAUCGAGACGAUUUCAAUCGAGGUGAAGACCAAUGGCCAUGCGGAGGAAUUACUGCCGGAAGAAACCCUACUGGCAGAGGAAGAGUUUGACGACCCUGCCAUCGCGAGUGUUGGGGCUAAGCCAUCAUGGGCACAAUCUAAGCCACCACCCGUUGAAUCCGCCGCACCUCUGGCUCCUGAACCAGUCACGACGUACACUGUCCCUCCAGGUUUCAACGCAUUAGCCGCCAAGACACAAGCACAACUUGCACUUCAACCACGGACCAACUCACGAUCUGCCAUGAGACACAAAACGGCCGAUGAUCAAGGUGUCGUUCUUCCGCCUUCUCUCGGUGGGUUGUCAUCAAUGGAGAUGCAAUUUGGCAGUCUCAGCUUUGGAGGGAUGAAUGGUGAUGGUAUCGAUGCUCCUGUGCCAGAACCCGUCUUACCUUCAACUUUGGCUGCGCAGAGUCCUCCUCGUACUACCGCCCUUCCCCCCGUCUCUUCACCGAUUCGAGCUCCCCAACCCCCACCUGCUCAACCUGUACAACCUGCUGCAGUGCUCCCUGCUCAACAAGCCUCCGUUACUCAACCUUCUUCUCUGCCUACUUCUACGUAUCUUCAUCAGACAGCUCAACCAGCUCAACCUGUCGUACCUCAGCCAUCGGCACAACAUCAAGGUUAUCUCGCCCCUCAUCAAACUCUACAACAACAGAUGCACGCUUACCAAAGUCAAAAUCAAUAUCAUCAACAACAACAGCCUGCUCAACCACAAACUUCGCCCUCUGCUCAAUCGUUGGAACCCCCAGCUUCGAUCCAACCACAGCAGCAACACAACUUGUACGGUCGGCAACAAGAACAUUACGGUUCAGUCGGACAAUCUCCUCAUCAGGCUGCUCAAACUCCCGAAAGUCAACAUGCCACUCAACCUCAACAUGCUCAAACCGGUCAACCGGCAACCCCACAAGCCGCCGGUGCGGGUCAAGGUCAAUAUGACAGUUUCGGUUCUGGAUUUAGUCAAUCGCAUCUUUACGGUCAACAGAACCAACCUGCCGAAUAUGGUCAAAGGACAUACGAUUCAUACUCUGGUGCUGGUUACCCUCGUCCGCCGAUGGAAGAAAAGCAAACACCUGCUCAGAGUCAUACGCCUACCGGAGGUCACCCUCAGCAUGGUCAACAAGUACCUCAAGGAGCACCUUACUAUGGUCAAAUGGGAAACAUGUAUUACCAGCAAGCGCCUUACAACCCGUACAUGCCUUAUGGUCAAGCCCCUCAACCAGGUUUCCAACAAUACUAUCCCAUGUCCCAGCGUAACCUCUAUGGUCAACCUUCCGCUCCUCUUCCUCCAGCCCAACCCAAACCUGCCGCACCUACUCAAAGCUAUCCCUUUUCAGGCGUAGGAAACACAUAUGACGAACAAUCUUUCGCCUCUUUGAACAGGUACGAUAAGCCUCAUGUUUCUCAAACUCACCUUGGAUCUCAUGGUCAACAUAACGUACCUCAUCACGUCCCAGCUCAAGCUCAAGGUCAAACUUUAUCUUCUUCGUAUCCCAACACAGGGGGAUUACAUAGUUUCCUAGGAACGCACACCACCACUCCUACCGCAGGGGCUAACACGACAAACUCCAACUCAAAUGCUAGUAAUACAAAUGCGGGAAGACAAACUGCUACUCCUGAUGAAGGAUUAAAAGGACAGACUCAACAAGGUCAAGGCCAAACUCAAGGACAGGCAAGACCUGGUGCAUAUGGUUAUGGAGCUUAUGGGAAUCAAGAAUGGGGUCAAUAUGGCGGACAUUAUGCUGGGAACAGGAAUGGAUAUUCCGGUUGGCCUCAGUGAUUCUGGUCAUCACUUCCUGUCCUCGACACAUUUAAGGGAUUGGAGGAGGUAGGGUAAGAAAGAAGAGUCGGAAAGGGGAUCAGCUAGAGCGGUAUAUGAAUGUGUCUCACGGAAGAGAGGUAGAAGGUGAGAGGUAGGAGGUAGGAGGUAGGGGAGGUAGGAGAGGAGAGAGAGAGAGGAGAGAGGAGAAAGAGAAAGAGGUGAUCAUUAGAUUGAGGAUGAGUUUGAUAGGAGAGGGAAAAACACCACCUUUGAUAGUCUGUACAUAACAAACCAAAACACAUCUCACCACAUCCAACAGGGGUUGGUCAUAUCAACCUGUCUUCUUUUCGCCCAAAACGACCAACACUUCAUCGUAUGUAGGUUUCUGACGAUGAAUGGUCGUGAGCAUGG